AUGGACUUCUAUUAUGGCGAUGCCACUGCUGUGUGUCUAAGCGGCCGGCAGCAGAGGUCGCUGCUGAGCAACAGUUCUUGCUCCUCUUGGGAGGGACUGCAGCAAGCCCUGCACCUUGAAUGCCAGGACUGGACAGCACCACCCAGGAAGACCUGCCUGCCCUGCCAGAGCCCAUGGGGCCUCAACGUCAGUCAUCUGAGGACAGCCUCUUCCAUAUCAGCUCUCUCUGUGGUAUUUUGGGGUGUUCUUCUGUGGUCUGACUCCCUUUCUUUGCCAGCAUGGGCAAGAGAGACCUUCACCCUUGGGGUGCUGGGUCCCUGGGACUGUGACCCCAUCUUUGCCCAGGCACUCCCCAGCAUGGCUACUCAGUUAGCUGUAGAUGGAGUCAACCAGGAUACCUCACUGCUGCUGGGCUCACAGCUGGAUUUCAAGGUCCUCCCCACAGGCUGUGAUACCCCUCAUGCCCUGGCCACAUUCGUGGCCCACAGGAACACAGUGGCUGCUUUUGUGGGCCCUGUCAAUCCUGGAUACUGCCCAGCAGCAGCCCUGCUGGCCCAAGGCUGGGGCAAGUCCCUCUUCUCCUGGGCCUGUGAGGCUCCAGAGGGAGGAGGUGAGUUGGUGCCCACGUUGCCUUCUGCUGCCCAUGUGCUACUGUCUGUCAUGAGGCACUUUGGCUGGGCUCGAGUGGCCAUCGUGUCCUCUCACCAGGACAUCUGGGUAGCCACAGCUCAGCAGCUGGCCACAGCUUUCAGGGCCCAUGGGCUGUCCAUUGGACUGGUGACCUCUUUGGGACCCGGAGAAAAGGAGGCCAUGGAGGUUUGCAAGCAGAUCCACAGUGUGCAUGAUCUGAAAAUUGUGGUGCUAUGCAUGCACUCGGCGCUACUGGGGGGCCUGGAGCAGAGCACUCUGCUGCACUGCGCUUGGAAGGAGGGCCUGACAGAUGGGAGACUGGUCUUCCUGCCCUACGACACGCUGCUCUUUGCUCUGCCCUACCGCAACCGCUCCUACCCGGCCCUGGAUGACCAUGGACCCUUUCAGGAGGCCUACGAUGCAGUACUCACUGUCAGCCUGGACUCUGGUCCUGAGAACCACGCCUUCACUGCUACCAAGAUGAGCGGAGGGGCUACUUCCCACCUGGAGCCAGAGCAGGUGUCCCCACUCUUUGGAACUAUCUACGAUGCUGUCGUCCUGCUGGCCCAUGCCCUGAACCGCUCUGAGAACCAUGGAGCAGGGCUCUCGGGAGCUCGCUUAGGGGACCACACAAGAGCUCUUGAUGUGGCUGGCUUUAGCCAGAGGAUCCGGAUGGAUGGAGGCAGAAGGCUAGCCCAAUAUGUCAUCCUGGACACAGAUGGCGAGGGAAGCCAGUUGGCUCCCACACACAUUCUGGAUACAGGCACGUGGCAGGUGCAGCCCCUGGGAAAGGCUAUACACUUUCCUGGAGGGAACCCUCCAGCCCAUGACGCCAGCUGCUGGUUCAACCCCAACACACUCUGCAUAAGAGGUGUGCAGUCCCCGGGGGGCCUCCUGACUCUGACACUGGCCUGUGUCCUGGCACUGGUGGGUGGAAUCCUUGCUUAUCUCAUCAGGUUAGGCCUCCAGCAGCUGCAGCUGGUGCGGGGCCCCCACCGGAUCCUGCUGACAGCGCAGGAUCUCACCUUUCUCCAGCGGACCCCCAGCCGGCGGAGGCUGCAUGUGGACGGUGGAACUGAGUCAAGAAUCGUGGUGGAAGGUGGGAGCCCAGGGUCGGUGAUCCAGGGGUCAGCAAGGAGCCUACCAGCCCUCCUGGAGCAUACCAAUGUCGCCCUUUACCAGGGAGACUGGGUGUGGCUGAAGAAGUUUGAAGCAGGCGUGGCUCCUGAGCUGCGGCCAAGCAGCCUCAGCUUCCUGAGGAAGAUGCGGGAGAUGCGGCAUGAGAACGUUACUACCUUCCUGGGCCUUUUGGUAGGCCCUGAGUUCAGUGCGAUGGUGUUGGAGCACUGUUCCCGGGGCAGCCUGGAGGACCUGCUGCGGAAUGAGGCCCUGAGGCUAGACUGGACCUUCAAGGCCUCCCUGCUGUCUGAUCUGAUAAGAGGUAUGCGGUAUCUGCACCAUCGGCAUUUCCCCCACGGGCGCCUCAAGUCCAGGAACUGUGUGGUGGACAGUCGUUUUGUGCUCAAGAUCACUGACCAUGGUUAUAAAGAGUUCCUGGAAUCUCACUGUUCUUCCAGGCCGCAGCUAGCCCCAGAAGAGCUUCUGUGGACGGCCCCUGAGCUGCUGCGGGGCUCUGGGAAGGCCAGCUUCAAAGGUGAUGUCUUCAGCCUGGGCAUCAUCCUGCAGGAGGUACUCACCCGAGGCCCACCCUACUGUUCCUGGGGACUCUCAGCAGAAGAGAUCGUCCGGAAGGUGGCAUCCCCCCCUCCUCUGUGCCGGCCACUGGUGUCCCCUGACCAGGGCCCCCGGGAGUGCAUCCAGCUGAUGCAGCAGUGCUGGGAGGAAGCUCCGGAUGACCGGCCAAGCUUGGACCAGAUCCACAUGCAGUUCAAAAGCAUCAACCAAGGCAAGAAGACGAGUGUUGCUGACUCCAUGCUGAGGAUGCUGGAGAAGUAUUCCCAGAACCUGGAGCGCCUGGUCCAGGAGCGGACUGAGGAGCUGGAACUGGAGAGGCGGAAGACAGAAAGGCUGCUCUCACAAAUGCUCCCUCCGUCUGUUGCCAAUGCUCUAAAGAUGGGGACAACUGUGGAGCCAGAGUACUUUGACCAGGUCACCAUCUAUUUCAGUGACAUCGUGGGCUUCACCACCAUCUCAGCCUUGAGCGAGCCCAUUGAGGUGGUGGGUUUCCUCAAUGACCUCUACACGCUGUUUGAUGCUGUUCUGGACAGCCAUGAUGUGUAUAAGGUAGAGACCAUCGGAGAUGCCUACAUGGUGGCAUCUGGGCUCCCUCGGCGCAAUGGGAGUCGGCAUGCGGCUGAGAUCGCCAACAUGGCCCUGGACAUACUUAGCUAUGCGGGCAACUUCCGCAUGAGGCAUGCACCCGAUGUGCCCAUCCGCGUCAGGGCCGGUUUGCACUCAGGGCCCUGCGUGGCAGGUGUUGUGGGUCUCACCAUGCCUAGGUACUGCCUCUUUGGGGACACUGUCAACACUGCCUCCCGGAUGGAAUCCACGGGGCUGCCAUACAGAAUCCACGUCAGCCGAAGCACCGUCCAGACCCUGCUCAGCCUCGAUGAAGGCUACAUGAUCGAUGUCAGAGGCCAGACUGAACUGAAGGGGAAGGGCUUGGAGGAGACCUACUGGCUGACAGGGAAGGUGGGAUUCUGUCGGCCCCUCCCUACACCUCUGUCAAUCAGACCUGGAGACCCAUGGCAGGACCGCAUAAACCAAGAAAUCCGGACCGGCUUUGCCAAAGCGCGCCAGGGUCUGGCUGAGCCCGGGAGGUCAGGGGAGGCUGAGCCAGGUCCCUGAUAGGAAGUUAGUGGGUGGACCCAAGGCAGCCAAGA
Molecule: messenger RNA, 3473 nt
Organism: Peromyscus leucopus (white-footed mouse)
Lineage: Eukaryota; Metazoa; Chordata; Mammalia; Rodentia; Cricetidae
Product: guanylate cyclase D-like
Biological process (GO): intracellular signal transduction; receptor guanylyl cyclase signaling pathway; protein phosphorylation
Molecular function (GO): guanylate cyclase activity; ATP binding; peptide receptor activity
Source: RefSeq, a predicted model, not a curated record